GACCGAUCAGACCUAUCUACACCAGCUGAGACAUUGUUUUAAGUAAUCUAACUCAUUUCUUUAUUUUUAAUAUUUUUAGCAGAAGUUAAGUUAUGGUAAAGCACAUUUUCACCACCCCAAAUCCAUCUGAGAAUGAAAGACUGAAACUUUAGCUUUUAUAAAGAAAUGGGUUCGUACCAAAAGUUGCAGGCUUUUGUCACUGCCGUCUUUACCUUUACUAUUAUUAUUCAUUACCAUGCACAAAGGUUGUGUCUAGAUGAAAGAUCACAUCUUUGUUCAUCUAACAAUGAUGACCCCCUUUUCACCCUCUCAUUAUCUUUAUCUCUCCCCUUUAAAUCCUCAUUUAAUCUCUUCUUCUGCAACUUUAAAUAUUUUGGUUUGGGUUUUUAAAACUUAAAAGCCAACUCUCUUCACCCUCACAAGUCACCACCAUAAGCCUUCAUUUACAUUCAUUUCUUGUACAGCUUCUGCUUGGUCGUUUUAGCUUUGGGUCGUAACUAUCCUUGUCAGAAACGUUAAUUACUGCAUCUGCCACUGUCACUGUCACACCCCAAACAAAAUAACCUUUUUUUUUUUCUUUCUUUCUUUUGCAUUAGCUUUCACACCCAACAUUACUUGCCGCUUCUUGUUCGUCUCUUAUUUAACUCUUUUGCUAUACAUAAAAUGCGACUACUUUCCUUCUUGUGUUUUACUUGCUACUUCUAGUACUACUUUGUUUUGUUUUAUUGGGGAGUGAAAAAGGGGGUGGGUGAUAUUGUGAAAAAAAAAAAAAAAAACAAAGCCGACAUUUUCUUUGUACUCCGGCUGUGACCGGAGAAUCUGAGUUUGCACCAGGAAAUUAAUGGCUGCAAGGUCAGGUGGUUCUUCCUUUGUUCAGCCUCUGCAUCCACCAUCUCCGAAAUCACCUCCAAAGUAUCCGGAUUUGUAUGGGAAGCGAAGGGAAAGGGCAAAAGUUCAGAUGCUUGAGAGAGAGAUUAGUUUUCUUGAGGAGGAGUUAAAAUCUGUUGAAGGUUUCCAACCUGCUUCAAGAUACUGCAAAGAGGUUACAGAUUUUGUAAUGGCAAACUCGGAUCCUCUUAUACAGCUCAGGAAGAAUCAAAAAUCAUGUGGCUUUUGGAAAUGGCUUUGUGGAUUACCCUGCUUUAACAUGGCGUGCACCAGCUGUUGCUGUAAUUCUGGGUGCUGUUGCUAUCUGAAAUGCCCAGAGUGCUGGAAAUGUAGUCUAUGUGACUGCAGCUUGUGCAACUGCAUGUCCUGCAAAUGCUGCACCUCAUCUGAUUGCAUUGCAUGUAAAUGCAGUUCGUGCGACUGCAGCUCUUGUAACUGCGGUUCAUGUUUUAGCUGCUGCAAAGUUCCAAAAUGGCAGUGUUGCUGCAGAAAGAUGUGCUGUUGCAAUUUUCAACCCCCUUCAUGCACAAACUGCUGUUCUUGCAAGUGGAAAUGCUAUUGUCCUAAAUGUCCAAAGCUAUGCAAUUGCUUCAGUUGUACAAAAACCUGUUGUAACCCAUGUUGCUAAUUGUUCUAAAAUGUCAUUCAAUUUUCUGCAAGGAAUUAAUUAGUUUUUAUCAAGUGAUAAAGUGGUGAUUUUUUUUUUCUUUCAAUAGUUACAUUAAGAAAAGCAGAUCCAAACUUGGAACCUCCUUCAUUAAUGGAAAUAUCUAUCCAAUCAUUCUAAGAA
Messenger RNA from Gossypium raimondii (Peruvian cotton), 1678 nucleotides. Its product is annotated as guanine nucleotide-binding protein subunit gamma 3. Lineage: Eukaryota; Viridiplantae; Streptophyta; Magnoliopsida; Malvales; Malvaceae. The record is from RefSeq and is a predicted model, not a curated record. The coding region runs from base 842 to 1516 and encodes 224 amino acids. The transcript is spliced from 5 exons.